AAUAGGAAUUCCCACGGCCUAGGCAAAGCAAAAAUUGGGUAUUGGCAUUAGCCACAACCAUCUCAGGCUGAUUUUUGCCUGUGCGUUAUAGAGAGAUGUGAGAGAGAUGUGUUGAUGGCUUUCACUGAGCAGAUUUCAUCUGUGGAUGAGUGCAUUUUCCUGAAAUAUUAAUUCCAGACAAAAGGCCUUAAGAGAACAGUUUCUGCUUGCCUAUACAUCUCACCUACCGCACUUCUGAUGUUCUGCUAUGGGGAGUUGGGAAAACCGCCCACUUCCAUGCAGCAGAACCAGGUGUAGAAAUGGCGAGAGGCUCAACUUAAAAUUCUCCCACUGCAGUAACUAGCGUGUUCCCACUGCUGUGUUCAUGGAAUCUUCCGGAGCAUGUGUUAACACUGCUUCUUCUUCCCAGUGUUCAUCUGUUCAGGGAAUGAGAAGAGGAGCUGUAGUAAGGUGAACUGAUUUUCUGUGCAUGUGGGAUCAUUGCAGGACAUCUUGGUUCCAGGAAACAACAAGACAGUUUAUUUUUAUUAAUUAUUUGUUUGCAAUUAUAUCCCACUUUUUGUCCAAGGAGCUUAAAUGGCAGUUUUCCCAGCCAUCCCUGUUUUAUCUGCACCACAACCCAGUGAGGUAGGUUAAACUAAAAGGCCCAGGGUCGCCCAGUGAGUUCCGUGGAGGAGCAGGAAUAGAACCUACUGCCCAAAUUUCUUACUAUAAUGGCAGAAUGCAAGCCAGCAGGCUCACUCUUAAGACAGGGCCAUGGCUGUGACCUUAUAAUACAAAGUGUGUGACUGCAAUAAUAGCCAUUGUUUUCACAUAUGAAGUGCAUGGUGUUGGGGCAUGGAGACAAUUGCCCUUAUGCUGAGGUGAUUCGUGAUCAUAAACGUCACGCUCGCUUCCCCCUCCCCCCUUGCUCAUUCAUUCAGACCAUUUCUGCCCUGUCAGGGUUUGUUUAGCCACACCUUGGUUGGCUGUGGAUGAAAACAGUCAGGAGCAAAUAAAGUUCAAGGGAACUGCUGCUGGGGUCACUAUUUACUGUUCGGCUUCCUGUGUAUAAAAACCACGCCAUGCCUACCUUGUUGUCAGGAAUACUCGUUUCUGUUUUCUCAUUAUAUUUCCGCAUUGAUCAGUUCUCCAAACGGCAGAAGAUCCCAGGCUGAGCACUCUCUUAGGAAGCUGUUAUGGCUGCUCGAGGGCCGUUUGAGAUGGGUGGCAAAUGUUGCAGCGGCUCAGUUUCUCCCCAGAGCAUCCUCUACCAAAUCCUUAACAACGAAGAGCGAUGGAAGACCGAAGGGAACCCCCAGUGCUUCCCCCUUCCCUUUCCGUUUCCAAAUAUUGGCUGCCCCUGUGAGGUAAACCGAAGAGUCAUCCUGAAAAUACCGGGUCUCACCUGCAACAGAGCAUCGGAAGUGCUUCUGAAAACCAUCACGUUCAUAAGAAAGCUGCCUUCUUUUUUUCAGUUGCCCCUGGAGGACCAGAUCCUCUUGAUACGACAGGGCUGGGCACCCCUCUUCCUACUGGGUCUGGCUCAAGAACGGGUGGACUUUGAACUCUUAGAGACCUCAGUCCCCAGCCUCUUGAAAGCAGUCCUCCUUAAUCAGUCUCCGGCAGGUGAAUACAAACUGGAGAACUCUCCUUUGGGAGCAUCACUAGCAGAAGUUCAGAAGAUUAAGGAUUUCCUGGGGAAGUUCUGGAACGCAGACAUUUGUGCAAAAGAAUAUGCCUAUCUUAAAGGAAUUGUUCUGUUUAAUCCUGACCUCCAUGACUUAAAAUGCCACCAUUAUGUCCAGGCCCUUCAACAGGAAGCUCAGCAUACUCUGAUAGAGUUUGUCUCAAUGACUCAUAGCAGAAGCAGGAGGAGAUACACUUGGAUGAUGGGAUCGCUUGGUUUUCUGAGGACCUUCAGUCCAGAUACCAUUGGAGAACUCUUCUUCAAACCCAUCUUGGGUGAUGUCGACCUAAACACCUUACUUCUGGAAACACUUUACACCAAACAGGACCUUAUUUGACAUCUGAUGAGACAUCACAGAAGACCAGGACUAUCAUCAAAAGGGGCAAGUUCCCCAGAACAAUAGGAAACCUUGCUUUCUGUGCACUGGAAUCUGGCUCCACCCCUGUGGAGAACCCCACCACACUGUAGGACUCUUCUCUGUUUUGCCUAUUUUCUGUUUCUUUGGUGAUCUGCAUUAUUAUAUAUAUUUCACCAGUCAUCCAUAUGCUAUGGAGGCCAGCAUUCUAUUGCCCUUUUACCGAUAAUCUCCACUAGAUAAUGACUUUCCUCCCUAUUAUUGUUGCAUUACACUUGUUUUUAUUAACGCUUUGCCACCCAUGUAUUUCCAGACAUUUAAUGGUUCAGCACAGGACAAAACAGCCCAGACGUCACUGUGAUGUAAAAUAAAGUAUGUUUUAUUUAA
Messenger RNA from Podarcis raffonei (Aeolian wall lizard), 2411 nucleotides. RefSeq names its product nuclear receptor subfamily 0 group B member 2-like. The transcript has 2 exons. Gene Ontology annotation, molecular function: transcription factor binding; transcription corepressor activity. The record is from RefSeq and is a predicted model, not a curated record. NCBI's taxonomy places the organism in Eukaryota, Metazoa, Chordata, Lepidosauria, Squamata, Lacertidae. Bases 1179 to 2006 code for a protein of 275 amino acids. Gene Ontology annotation, biological process: negative regulation of transcription by RNA polymerase II. Gene Ontology annotation, cellular component: nucleus; cytoplasm.